AGGUAGAGUUUAGUUGUCAGGUAGAUACACUCAGUACAAGGAAGCUAUAAGGAAAUCUACUAAAAAGUACUGUUUGUACAGUUGAGGUUUUCUAACGACAGUACUUCGAGAACUGUACAGUGGUACUAUUUCUGAGUUCUCUGUGUGUAAUAAAGAAACCUCUGACUAGACCCGUUGAUUGGUUACAAUGUGAGUUGUGCUCCCAACCCUGAUACAGAUCUUCAAGGGAAGGAGAGAGUAGGAAGUACAGUUUAAAAAUGAACCAGUGAAAGAACGGCUAUGGGAGCAAUGAACCGUUAUGUAACCCUGCAGCAGCUAGGGGACGGAACCUAUGGUUCUGUGGUGCUCGGUCAGAGGGUUGAUACUGGAGAGAAGGUUGCUAUAAAGAGGAUGAAGAGGAAGUACUACUCCUGGGAGGAAGCCAUGAACCUGAGGGAGGUCAAAAGCCUGAAAAAACUUUCACACGCCAACGUUGUGAAACUGAAGGAGGUGAUUCGUGAGAACGACACAUUGUACUUUGUGUUUGAGUACAUGCAGGGGAACCUCUACCAGCUCAUGAAGGAGAGAUAUGAUCACGGGGAUAAACUAUUCCCGGAGAAUAUGAUCAAGAAUAUGAUGUACCAGGUAUUACAAGGACUGGCGUUUAUGCACAAGCACGGAUACUUUCAUCGAGACAUGAAACCAGAGAACCUGCUGACGAUGGGACCUGAUCUUGUCAAGAUUGCAGAUUUUGGUUUAGCUCGAGAAAUCCGUUCCCGGCCCCCGUAUACGGAUUACGUGUCCACCAGGUGGUACCGAGCACCAGAAGUUCUACUCCGCAGUACAUUCUACUCCGCUCCUAUUGAUAUCUGGGCUGUUGGGUGUAUUAUGGCAGAACUAUAUACUUUCAGGCCUCUCUUUCCUGGAAACUCUGAGAUCGAUGAGAUAUUUAAGAUCUGCUCCGUCCUGGGAACCCCGGAGAAACGAGACUGGCCCGAAGGGUUUAAGCUGGCAGCUGGGAUGAACUUCAAGUUUCCUCAAUUUUCUCCAACUCCUCUCACAUCCAUCAUUCCUUCAGCUAGCAAGGAGGCAAUCAAACUCAUGCAGGAUAUGCUUAGUUGGAAUCCAGCGAAGAGACCCAGCGCCCAGCAAUCCCUUCAACAUCCUUACUUCCAGUCGAGCACUAUCAAGCUUACAAACAAUCAUAUAAUGGAACAAACCUUACAGCGCAGCUACGCCCGGCAGUCAGGAGCUAUUGGUGGAUCAGGACCAGGCAGGUUGGAGCAGAUUGAGGGAGAAGAGGAGAUUAUAGAUCUUAAGGAAAAGGGACGAAGAGAAUCCUUUCCAAGGUCGAACUCCGGAUUGCCAAGGAUCGGAGCUCCAAACCAUGGAUCCGUGAGCUACGCUAAGCAGACCCACUACAAGAGCGCUAGUUCAGGAGACCGUGGUCGAAGUCCAAGUGCUGGACCGAAUGGGAGAGUGGAUUGGAAAGCGAAAUAUCUGAAAUAACGUGGAUUUUAAACCAUCUGUGAUUAAAGGAAUGGAUCUGAAGGAGUAUUCUCUAUUUAUUUAUUCUUGUGAAUUAAACUAUAAUGUCGAAUAUAUUAUUCUAAAUUUCUA
Messenger RNA from Eurytemora carolleeae, 1599 nucleotides. Its product is annotated as serine/threonine-protein kinase MAK. Bases 280 to 1488 code for a protein of 402 amino acids. The record is from RefSeq and is a predicted model, not a curated record. Gene Ontology annotation, cellular component: cytoplasm; nucleus; cilium. Gene Ontology annotation, molecular function: protein serine/threonine kinase activity; ATP binding. NCBI's taxonomy places the organism in Eukaryota, Metazoa, Arthropoda, Copepoda, Calanoida, Temoridae. Gene Ontology annotation, biological process: protein phosphorylation; cilium assembly; intracellular signal transduction. The transcript is spliced from 9 exons.